Molecule: messenger RNA, 4454 nt
Organism: Acipenser ruthenus (sterlet)
Lineage: Eukaryota; Metazoa; Chordata; Actinopteri; Acipenseriformes; Acipenseridae
Product: BICD family-like cargo adapter 1
Exons: 11
Coding region: 544-2433 (629 amino acids)
Biological process (GO): Golgi to secretory granule transport; vesicle transport along microtubule
Source: RefSeq, a predicted model, not a curated record
UGUCAGAAGCGCUGGAACGCGCCCUGACAGGGAGGUGGGGCCGUCGGGAUCGCGCUUUGGCUGGUAAUGUUUGUGAUCACAGUUCCCAGCUAGCUGCUGCAUGAUGUGUCCAAAGUGAUAGCUAACAAUGGGGUUCGGGGACCCCGGCGCAUCGGGGCGGACAGACAUUAGAAAUCACCGCAGGGACAGAGCCCGCCAGGGCGGGUAAAGAGAAGACCAAACACCGCUACCGAAUUACAAUAAACUCUGAAUCUUGGGAUAGCGACUGUCACAUUUUAAACAAGGUAACUAGAACAGACACACCGGCCGGGGUGAGCUGCUGGAAUCUGUGCAAGGCUGUGCAAAGAUUUACGCUCAUUCUGGAUCAGAGGGCUGUAAAACCGCCUGGAUAGGGGUGGGUGCUCCGGGAUAUUCCAUGGCAAUUGUAUCGAUUCAUGAAGCAGCGGAAAACGGAUAAUAUCAGCUUGAAGCUGUAAUAUACAGAGACGCCUAUAGAAGCAGUAAGUACAGCAGUUGUUGUUUUUUACCUUCCGCGGGGCGGCGAUGUCAACGUUCUGCCUGGACUUCACAUCGUCCCCGACAGCAACUUCAGCACCAUCGGAGCUGGACAGCGACUGCAUGGAGCACAAGUCAGCCCACAACAUGAAACCCCCUCCGGGCACCGGGGGCUUUCUACAGGAUCUUACCGGGCGAUCGCUCCUCUACCCCGGCCCGGGAGGCCUGGGGCUAGCGCUGGAAGAAGAGCUGGCCAUGCUUGCCGGGGAGCAGGAGGACUGUGGAGAUAUGGCUGGGCUGGAAGCUCCUAUCAACGGGCAGGACCCCGACUUGCUGUCGCUAAUUAGGCAUAAGGAAAAGGACUUGGUGUUGGCCGCUAGACUGGGGAAGGCUCUGCUUGAACGGAAUCAGGAUCUGACUCGGCAAUAUGAGAACAUGCACAAAGAUCUGACGGAGCAGUUAGAGCUCUUGGAGCAGGAGAAGCAUGAGCUGCGGCGGCGCUGUGAGAGCCGGGAGGGGGAGUGGGAGAGCCGCGUGGCCGAGCUGGAGGGGGACGUGCAGCAGCUGCAGGAGGAGCUGGAGCAGCACCAGACCCAGCUGAGAGAGGUGGAGAGAGAGAAGAGCCGCGCUGUCAAGGAGCUCUCCGAACAGAACCAGCGGCUCCUGGAGCAGCUCAGCCGGGCGGCGGUGGUGGAGCGGGAGCUGUCUGUCCAGGUCCACGCGCUGCGAGACGAGUUCCGGGAGAAGAGCGUCUCCACCAACCAGCACAUGUCACGUCUGGAGAGUUUGCAGGCUGAGCAGAUCCUAGAGAUAAAGAUGCUGUCCGAACGCAAGCGGGAGCUGGAGCGGCACGUAGGAGCCACGCUGCAGGAGAACGAGAUGCUGCAGAACACGAUAGAGGACCUGCAAGAGAGGACGCUGAUGCUGGAGCGACAGAGUCACGACAAGGACCUACAGCUGCGUCAGAACCAGCUGGAGCUGCAGGAGGUGCGCCUGUCUCACCGGCAGCUGGCCGCGCGCAUGGAGGAGCUGAGCGAGGAGAGGAGCCUGCAGAGCCUGGGCCCCACCUCCACCUCCCUGCUGUCUGAGAUCGAGCAGAGUAUGGAGGCAGAGGAGCUGGAGCAGGAGAGGGAGCAGCUGAAGCUGCAGCUCUGGGAAGCUUUUUGCCAGGUGCGCUCAUUAUGCUCACAUCUCAGAGGAAAUGAUGUCACAGACUCCGCCCUGUCCACGGACUCCUCGAUGGACGAGUCGUCAGAGACGUCUUCGGCGAAGGACGUCCCGACAGGUAGUCUGGACACGGCGCUGCACGAGCUGAAGAGACUCACACAGAACCUGCUGGACGGCAACGAGUCUACGGGCUCCCGGCGCAGUGACGAGGAGGCUCUGGAGGAGCAGGUGAGGAAGCUGGGGGAGGAGUCGCGCACGCUGCGGGAGCUGUACGAGAGCGAGCAGAGCAAGGCCAGGGACAGCCAGGAGGAGGCGCUGCAGCUUCACAACCAGGCCACGCUGCUCUCCCUGGAGAUGAGCUCGCUGAAGGAGGAGAGGGAGCGUCUCAGAGCCAUGACAGAGGAGCAGGAGCAGAGCGAGCAGGUCCAGAGAGCCAUCCACGACCGCGACGAAGCCAUUGCAAAGAAGGCCGCGGUGGAGAUGGAGCUGGCUAAGUGCAAGAUCGACAUCAUGGCUCUGAACAGCCAGCUCCUCGACGCCAUCCAGCAGAAAGUGAACCUGUCCCAGCAGCUGGAGGCGUGGCAGGAUGACAUGCAGAGGGUCAUCGAUCAGCAGCUGAUAGACAAGCACCAGGAGGAGUGGAGCGAAACGCCCUAUUCCUUCUCUAGGGGGGCGGGCCGACGCAGCCGAGCGCCUCCCCACGCCAGGCUGGAGCGAGCUGGGGAGGACAGCGAGGGGAAGAGCCUCUUCUCCUUCUUCAAGAAGAACUGAGCCUGUCAGAUACUAUCACAUGACAUUUUAUAUUUAUAUUCAUUAAAAAAAGAGACUAUCGUCAGCAAGGGAGAACCCAAAGAAUGAAAAGUAUUUUUUGAUAAAGGUUUAAGAUAUAAAUGUUUACAUGAGUUAGAGUUCUGGGAUUCAAUUUAGACAAGGGAUGCUCAGUAGAAAGGGUCACAGUCAGCACAGUCAGAUUUUAGAUUUUUUGAUGUCGAGCGCAGGAAGUUUAGUUCCUACAGAAAGAAAAAACACAAAGCUGAGAAUCGAGUCUGGUGCAAAAGAUGGCAACGGAACACCGAUGCUCUUUUGAGUUGAGUUCGAUACACACUAGUCAUCAUCACAGAAGCGAACUCCAAUGAUCUGGAAUGGAAUGCUGUCACUAGAAUUGUGAACAGCACUGUUUCCUGCAGGUUGUGAUUCUGAGGCUGUGCUUAAGUGCUUGACAGUCAGGCUCCAGUUUCUGUCAAAGGCAGGAAGUCCGGAGAAACUGUUUCCCUUUGUCCUUAAUUUAGAACGAAUAGCUUUCCGAUCCGAUGCUCUGGAGUUAUGUGAAAUGCAUCCGAUCCCUCUCCCUGUAUGAAAGUGUGUGCUCUGGAGUUAUGUGAAAUGCAUCCGAUCCCUCUCCCUGUAUGAAAGUGUGUGCUCUGGAGUUAUGUGAAAUGUAUCCGAUCCCUCUCCCUGUAUGAAAGUGUGUGCUCUGGAGUUAUGUGAAAUGUAUCCGAUCCCUCUCCCUGUAUGAAAGUGCGUGCUCUGGAGUUAUGUUUAAUGUAUCUGAUCCCUCUCCCUGUAUGAAAGUGUGUGCUCUGGAGUUAUGUGAAAUGCAUUUCUAAAACCCUGAAGCAAUAGUGAACGUCUGGCAUGUUAUCUGCACCACGGAGGAGGAUUAGUCCCAUUGAAAUCCUGUUCACUUUUAAAGGAAAUACAGCAGGAUUGUAUUUUGCAGAAUAGGGAAGGGGUGGCAGUUUCUGAAAACAUGGAGCACUUUGACAGAAGAAUGUUAUGCUAAACUGUCAAUCAAUGGUGGGACCUUAAUAUGACAACAGAAAAGGGCGAUUGUAUGUACAUAUAUGUAAAGUAACACACUACAUGUAACUCGUUACUGUAAAUCUGAUGAAAUCUUUCAGUAAUAUCAUACAGUUUGCAUCCUUUUAGGGACAGGUAGUGAAAACAUUACCGUUGGUCCCAUUUUGUUUUUUCAAACCAUGGCUAAUGCACAGCAUGGGAUGUGAAGGCCCUUCAGCAAUGCAAUUCAGAUCUUACAUACCGUUAAAUAUCAUCUCAUUACAAACUGGCUUCAGAGGAGGGAACGAGGGGAUCCAGAGCUGGAUCUUCAGAGAAGAUUUCGAGCUGCAGCCUGACCAAACUGGAAGCAGCAGCUCUGGAAAACGGAAACUGGAACCACUUACAUUUCUUUCAAAAUAAGAAGUUACUGUAACUGGUUACAGUUGAUAAAGUAACUCAACUAUAACAACUCGUGACUAUAACAAAUUACUUUUAAAAAGUAACACCCCCAGCACUGUUUAUGUACGUGUAUGUGAGUAUAUACACACACACGCGCACACACAGACGAAGAAUCCAGCAUCAGUUUCAGUUUGGGUUCAGAAACCACUUCUGCCCUUGUAGGUUUUACUUUCUGUUACUUGGACUGUAGAAUGUGGAAUGCACGGAUUGAUGAUGUAUGAAACACUGUGGGCAUCUUGCAAUGUGAAAACGAUCAGUUUGUACAUACAGAACAUACAUAGUAAUGUACAUAAGACAGUUUACAGCUGUUCGUUUUUCUAGAUGGAAUUGAAUUUCUAAUGCAGUAUGUACUAUUUGUAUAUAUAUUUAAAAAGAAAAAAGUGUACUGUUUUAUAUGUACCUGUACAUGGAAAAAUGCAUAUUUUUAGUAUGAAAAACACUGCUUUUUAUAGUCCGGACUCGUAGGGAGUAAUAAUAAAAUAAAUAAUAUUUUAAAAAAAUCUAUUAAGUGUUUGUGCAAAAGCCACUGUGACACAAUAAAGAGAAAUGUUUUA